ACUUGUAACCUAAAAUGAUUCACUCUAAUAAAGUAAUAAUAGUAUCCUUCAACCUUAAACUUUACAUCUGCCCAUAAAAUUUAGACUAUAGUCAACCCACAACAACCACCAACACCAGUUUCACUACUUACUACUUACUCAUCUCUCUCUCUCUCUCUCUCUCUCUCUCUCUCUCUCUCUCUCUCUCUCUCUCGACAAGGAUUCAACAACAGCAACCUGUAAAGUUAAAGAACAAACCACUAUUGUAACAAGACACAAACUUCAAAAAGCUGUUCCUUUGAAUCAAAACCAAACCAGCAACAAUAAUAAGAAACCAUGGGAAUACUAUACGAUGAUGUAGUGAUUAUCAAGCCGCCAGAAAAAGAAGGUGACCCAACUAUGGUUACUGUGAAUUGCCCCGACAAAACCGGUCUUGGUUGUGACUUGUGUCGUAUCAUACUCUUCUUUGGUCUAAACAUUGUUAGAGGAGAUGUGUCAACGGAUGGAAAGUGGUGCUAUAUAGUUUUCUGGGUGGUUGGGAAACAGAAGACAAGAUGGAGUUUGUUGAAGAAGAGGAUGGUUGAAGCUUGUCCUUCUUGUUCCUCAGCUUCUGGAAUCUCUUAUUACUGUUCGGAUUUGCAGCCAACUAAGCCUCCUGAUGUUUUCCUGUUGAAAUUCUGCUGCCAUGAUCGGAAAGGACUAUUACACGAUGUUACUGCGGUUCUUUGUGAACUAGAGCUUUCUAUUAUCAAAGUCAAGGUUUCCACUACACCCGAUGGAAAAGUCUUGGAUCUGUUUUUUAUCAUAGAUACCAGAGAUCUUCUACAUACAAAGACAAGAAAGGAUGAUACAAUGGAACAUAUAAAAGGUGUUUUGGAGGAUUCUGUACUUACUAUGGACAUCGAAUUGGUUGGUCCGGAAAUUUCUGCUUGUUCGCAGGCAUCUUCAUUCCUUCCAGCUGCCAUCACUGAAAAUGAUUAUAGUUUGGAAUUGCCUGAUUCAGUUCAAACCGGAACUCUCCGAUCAGAUUAUACUUCUAUCACGGUGGACAACACGCUUAGUCCGGCUCAUUCCCUUGUCCAAAUUACGUGCCAAGACCACAAAGGUCUUCUUUACGACAUAAUGAGAACUCUCAAAGACUACAACAUUAAGAUUUCGUUCGGGCGUUUCACUACAAAGCCUCGACGAAAAUGUGAGAUGGACUUGUUCAUCAUGCAAGCAGAUGGAAAGAAGAUAGUUGACCCUAACAAGCAGAGUUCUUUGUUGUCGCGCCUUAGAACGGAACUAUAUCGUCCACUAAGAGUAGCUGUUGUGAGCCGAGGCCCUGAUACCGAGCUUCUGGUUGCAAACCCUGUCGAGUUGUCUGGCGAAGGACGGCCUCUAGUUUUUUACGAUAUUACUCUCGCUCUCAAAAUGCUCGAAAUUUGCAUCUUUUCGGCUGAGAUAGCGAGACACGUGAUCGGAGACCGAGAGUGGGAAGUUUAUAGAAUCUUGCUCGACGAAGGGGAGGGAUUGUGUGUUCCGCGGAACAAGAUUGAGGAGGGAGUUUGGAAGAUGUUGAUGGGAUGGGAGUGAUCAAUACAUGGUUGCUGUCAUGAGAUUUUCCACCUUGUGAAUGAACCUCUGUCAAUGUACAUAUAACAAUGAUAUGAUAAAGUUUAUUAGAAGUAAUUGUGAAAUAUAAUGUAUGCAAAUGAUGUGUUUUAUUUCUUUUGUAA
Messenger RNA from Vicia villosa (hairy vetch), 1697 nucleotides. RefSeq names its product ACT domain-containing protein ACR10-like. The coding region runs from base 316 to 1554 and encodes 412 amino acids. The transcript has 6 exons. The record is from RefSeq and is a predicted model, not a curated record. Lineage: Eukaryota; Viridiplantae; Streptophyta; Magnoliopsida; Fabales; Fabaceae.